AUGAUUACAGUGGAAAAUUUUGGAAGGCUACCCCAAAUUGGAUAUAUCCAAUUGCAAGUGAUAAAUCCGACUCAGAUUCCAGCAACGUCGUUUUGGCCAGUCAAAAUAAAAGGAAACGCUAUUGCGCUCCGUAGCAAGGGUAACGACAGAUAUCUGCGAAGCACCACUGAGCAUGGCAAUGUGGACUGUCUUGCUGCGGCAUCUUGGGCGACAACUAUUGACAGAGAGAGCUACUUGUUGCUGGAAGAGCUUGUGAUCAAUAGGCAAAUUGACGUUGUGGGGUACCGAUUGGAGGACGCCCGAGUGUAUGAUGAAUCAAUAAUGACAUUGGCGCGCUCCUGUGUCACAAAUAUGACUCAAGAAACGGAGACAUUAGAGGUGACGAUGACUUAUGAAGACCAGCGGAUGCACCAAUUUAGUAAAAGUGCUUCCUUCACAGAUAAUUUCACCGGCAGCGUUUCAUUGGGUAUUCCAGAGAUUGGGGAAGGUGGGAUUGAAAUCAAGAAGACGAGAGAUAGCGAGUUUCAGAGGGGAUGUAGCACAGCUAGAACCACUACUUUGACACAAAAGGUCAUGGUAACCGUGAAGCCAAUGACAAAGAUGACUGUAACUCUUGUUGGAACACUUGGAUUUUGCGAUGUUCCCUUCUCCUACACUCAGCGGGACACCCUCGUUGAUGGCAAAAUAGACGAGAAUUCAUUUAACGACGGUCUUUUCCAUGGUGCCAAUUCCUUCAAAAUCGAUACCAAAAACUUCGAGCAACCACUGAAAAAGCUACCAAAUCCGUCCUAA
Messenger RNA from Mercurialis annua (annual mercury), 792 nucleotides. RefSeq lists its product as uncharacterized. Lineage: Eukaryota; Viridiplantae; Streptophyta; Magnoliopsida; Malpighiales; Euphorbiaceae. The transcript has a single exon. The record is from RefSeq and is a predicted model, not a curated record. Bases 1 to 792 code for a protein of 263 amino acids.